Molecule: messenger RNA, 6196 nt
Organism: Planococcus citri (citrus mealybug)
Lineage: Eukaryota; Metazoa; Arthropoda; Insecta; Hemiptera; Pseudococcidae
Gene: didum
Product: dilute class unconventional myosin
Exons: 32
Coding region: 363-5855 (1830 amino acids)
Biological process (GO): actin filament organization; vesicle transport along actin filament
Cellular component (GO): myosin complex; actin cytoskeleton; cytoplasm
Molecular function (GO): actin filament binding; ATP binding; microfilament motor activity
Source: RefSeq, a predicted model, not a curated record
UCUGUCUUAAUCAUUCUGGUAGUUCGAAACUUCGAAUGCUCGAAUUAUACCUACGACUACGUUUGACGAGAAUUCACCGAUCGUAAAAUAAUUCUACCUCAUUAUCAUACCCGAAAACAAUUUUGUCAACGACGUUAUUAUUUCGUCGAGAAUUUUUCAUUUUUCGAGCGAAUUUUUCUCCCCCGACGCGAAUUCGUCGUUCGAUUGUUUUAUUACUUUUGACUACAUAUUUUUUUCAAAGAGUUUUAUUUCGUAUGUGAAAUGAAAUAUGAUAUUGAAGUUCGUGCUGUAGUUUUCGAAUUCGAGAGUAUUUUUUGCGACAACGUCGAUAGAUGUUUCCGUAAUUUUCGCCAUUUGUCGAUAUGAUACGUACGAUUGUUCAAGAUUUAAUUAUUCAUAAACGAAAAUCCAAAGUGGUGACGAAAGAUGAUUACUAUAGGAGAUUUCAAACGUGGACAACUGCCUCUGAUUUUUUAUAUUUGUACACCAAAGGCUCUCGAGUAUGGAUACAACAUCCCGUGGAAAUUUGGGAGAGCGCUGAAAUUAUCGAAUCAUACGAUGGUAAAAAACUCAGCGUAUUGACCGAAAGUGGCGAUAAACGUGAAAUAAAAACCGAAAAAUCAGAUGAACUGCCUCCUCUAAGGAAUCCGGAUAUUCUAAUUGGCGAAAAUGAUCUCACUUCUUUAUCCUAUUUACACGAGCCUGCUGUCCUGUAUAACCUUCUAGUCAGAUUUUGCCACAAAAAUUCCAUUUACACUUAUUGCGGAAUAGUUUUAGUAGCUAUUAAUCCUUAUCAAGAACUGCCUAUUUACGGUAACGAUACAAUAUGGGCGUAUCGCGGAAGAGCGAUGGGAGAUUUAGAUCCUCAUAUAUUUGCUAUAGCCGAAGAAGCUUACAAUCGAAUGGAAAGCGAGAAAAAAGAUCAAAGUAUUAUCGUAUCCGGAGAGUCCGGCGCCGGAAAAACCGUAUCCGCUAAAUACGUUAUGAGGUACUUCGCUACGGUUAGCGGGUCUUCGAAAGAAACUCAAAUUGAAAAAAAAGUUCUAGCUUCUAGUCCUAUAAUGGAGGCGAUUGGUAAUGCGAAGACGACUCGAAAUGAUAAUUCCUCCAGAUUCGGAAAGUUCAUCGAAUUACAGUUCAACAAAUAUUAUCAAAUCGUCGGAGCUAGCAUGAGAACGUAUUUGCUGGAAAAAUCUCGAGUCGUGUUUCAAGCUCCCGAAGAGAGAAAUUAUCAUAUUUUUUAUCAGCUUUGCGCUGCUCGAAAUCAGUAUCCGGAUUUAAAACUGGACGAUGCCAAAGAGUACGAAUUUUUAUGUUCGGAACACAUUAUCGCUGGAGUAAACGACGAGAAAUGUUUCCAAGAAACCAAACAUGCUUUGGAUACGUUAGGAUUCGACGAAUCCGAUCAACUAGAUAUUUUUUAUAUACUAUCUAGUAUCCUUUUUCUCGGGAAUAUCAACAUUAGCGAGAAUCCUCGCGGUGCUCACGGUGAUUCGGAGGCUAGCUUUAUUAAAGACGAUGACGUUCAUUUAGUGAAAAUGGCUGAGUUGCUGAAGUUGAACAGCAGAGAUUUAAGAAAAUGGCUAUGUCACAGACGUAUCGUCAGCAUGAAGGAGACUUUUGAUAAACCGAUGAACGCCAACGAGGCUAGAGGAGCUCGGGAUGCUUUAGCAAAAUAUAUGUACGCCGAAUUGUUCUGCUGGAUUGUAAAGAUGAUUAAUAGAGCUUUAGAAACGACCAACGAGAAACACAGAUUCAUCGGAGUACUCGAUAUUUACGGCUUCGAAACGUUCGAAAUCAACAGUUUCGAACAAUUCUGUAUUAAUUACGCAAAUGAGAAGCUGCAACAGCAAUUUAAUCUGCAUGUUUUCAAACUGGACCAAGAAGAAUAUCUGAAGGAGGACAUAGAAUGGAAGUUUAUCGAUUUUUACGACAAUCAACCGUGUAUUGACCUUAUCGAAACAAGACUUGGAAUAUUGGACUUGCUCGACGAAGAGUGCAGAAUGCCCAAAGGCACGGACGAUUCGUGGGCGGAUAAGUUAUAUGGCAAAUGUACCAAAUGGAAUCAUUUCGCCAAACCUCGUUUCGGUACAAGUUCCUUUAUUAUAAAACAUUUCGCCGACAGCGUCGAAUAUCAAACGUUCGGAUUCCUGGAUAAAAAUAAAGAUACGGUUAUAGAAGAACAGGUCGUGGUCCUCAAAGAUAGUGGCAAUAAGCUCUUGAGGAAGUUGUUCGAGACGGGAAACAAUAAUAAAUUGAACGUAGCGUCUCACGCAGCCACCAUAGGCCAUUCGAACAAAAUGCGAGUGUCGAUUGCAUCCCAUAAACAAAUGUCCGCCACUAGUCCGGCUAAUAAACAGCAUAAGAAGACCGUUGGAUCUCAGUUUCGCGAUUCUUUGAAUGCCUUGAUGGCUACGUUAAACGCUACCACUCCUCAUUAUAUUAGAUGUAUUAAGCCGAAUGAUUCGAAGGAAGCUUUUGUCUAUACACCUCAAAGAGCUGUUCAGCAGCUGAGAGCUUGCGGUGUUUUAGAAACUAUUCGAAUUAGUGCGGCCGGAUUCCCGUCCAGGAUUUUGUAUACGGACUUCCAUAGUCGAUACAAGGUGCUUUCUAAAUCAAGCCAAAGAAAAAAAGACAUUCGAGAAAGCUGCGAAUUUUUGAUGAAUACCUUCAUAAAGGAUGAAGAUAAAUAUAAAUAUGGAAAAACGAAGAUAUUUUUCAGAGCUGGACAAGUAGCCUUCUUAGAACGUUUGCGAUCGGAUAAAAUGAAAGCUUGUUUAGUCAUUUUACAAAAAACCGUUCGAGGAUAUUUAGCCCGAAAGCGCUACUUGAAAUCUUUGAACGCAGCCAAGCUGCUGCAACGCGUCACUCGCGGAUUUUUAGCUCGAAGACGAGUUCAUCAUAUAAGACGUAAUCGUGCGUCGAUCACUAUUCAGAAAAAUGUACGAAGAUGGAUUCAGUAUCGAAAGUAUCAGCAAAUCAGACGAUCUGUAUUGAAAAUCCAAUGUUACGGUAGAGGAUUGCUGGCUCGCCAGAAAUAUCAAAACAUGAGAGAAAAUAAAGCGGCUUCUAAAAUCCAAGCAACUGUUCGCGGUUGGUUACAACGUAAGAAGUAUCUUCAUUCGCUGGAAUCGAUCGUGAAAUGCCAGUGCACCAUUCGUCGUUUCCUGGCGAGGAAACAAUUAAAGGAAUUGAAACGCGAGGCUCGUUCUGUAGAGCACGUGAAAAAAUUGAACAAAGGAUUGGAAAACAAAAUUAUUUCGAUGCAACAGAAAAUAGGCGAAAUGCAAAAAGAGAUCAACUCACUGAGAAACGUCUCCGCCGAACUGAACGAAACCAAGCAAAAAUUAGAAGCUUUGAAGACCGUCGAAGCCGAACUGAAGACAGCUCGUGUUCAGCUGGCAGAAAGAGAUGUUGAAUUGAACAACGUAGUCAACCUGUUGCAGCAAGAAAGAUAUUCCAGCGAAGAACUGAAAAAUCUCAAACAAAAAGAAAUCGAAGAGUACGAAAAACGCUGCGAACGAUUGGAGCACGAAAGAGAAUCUCUCAUGAAAGAUAUCGAAUCGGUGAAAGAGUCCGCUACCGAGAACAAAGUCAAUAUCGAAGAAAUGAUACGAUCCAAAAUCGAACAAGAGAAAUUAAUUCUAUUACGAGAACAAGAUCAAGAUAGAGAUGCCUACCAAAAGCUAUUGACCGAACGAAAUAUCCUGGAGGCUAGAGUAGAAGCCAUGGAAAAGGAGCUGAUGAACCAAGGCCAUGGCCAUUACAGAUCUCUUUCCGAUGCUAGUACUAUUUCCAUUCAGGAUAAUUCCAGAGGAUCACCCGAUGGUACUGCUAGUGUAGUUGCUGAGAAAGAAGACGUCUCGCUUCUAUUAAAAUUACAUCAGAAAUUAAAAUCUUUGGAAUUCGAAAGGGAUAAGCUGACGAAAAAAAUCGACAACACUGAACGAAUUAUCUCCGGUAGUCCUUACAACGAUCGAGCUCGCGAUUCAUUCAAAAUACAAGAAUUGGAAAUGGAAAACGAAAAAUUACGCAGCAGUUUAGAAAAAUUGAGAAAAGCUGUAGCAGAAUCUCAUACAGAAGCUGCGUCCAACGAAUUAAUCGAUCAAUUCCGCGAAAUGGAGACUGAACUGAUUCGCAGACGAGAAGAAUGCAGUCAGCUGAGAAACGUCUUAGUCAACAACACCGAAGGUCUGAAAAGCCUAGCGAAAAGUAAUUACUCCCCCGAAGCCGAUCUAGAAAGUAUUAACGAAGAUGGCGAACUCGUCUUAGCUUUUGAAGCGCAGAAAAAAAUAAACAGACAACUCGAGGAAGAGCUGCAACGAGAAAAAACGUUGUGGACGAAAGAAAAAGAAGAUUUUAAAGAAGAAAUUGCUCGUUUGAAGGAAGACAACGAACGACAACAACAAUUAUUGGCUGUGAAUUUAUCGAAAUCUCCCCAGUCUCAGGCUGAAGCUUAUUUGGCAUCUGAAGUGAAUCGAGUUGUGGCUGAAAACUUGGAAUUCCGCGACAAAUACGAUCUCUUACAGAAAGAAUGCAGAAAAAUUAAAAAACAGUUACAGAGAUAUUUAGAAGAAUGCAAUGAAAAAAAUGCUAAUAGUACUAUAAUUGAGAAUAAUAACUCAGUGAAUACUUCUGUUAUCGCCAACAUAGUGAAUAGCGAAUUACCCUCGGUGAGGAAGAAAGAAAAGAAUUAUUUAGGAAUGUUUGAAUUUUCCAAAGACGAUAUUCAAACCAUUUUGAAAGCGCUAAUAAACGAUCUAAAGCCGAGCAUCGCUAUUAAUUUACUUCCUGGAUUACCAGCUUAUAUAUUAUUCAUGUGUGUCAGACAUACUGAUUUUGUCAACGAUGAAGAUAAAGUUAGACUGUUGCUUUGCGGGUUUAUAAAUAACGCCAAGAAAACGGUGAAGCGAAAAACGCACGACUUGGAAACCUCGAUACUAUGGCUUUCAAAUACCGUACGAUUGCUGCAUACGUUAAAGCAGUACAGCGGAGAACAAGCCUUCCAAGAGGAGAAUACUCCGACGCAAAAUGCCCAGUGUUUGCAGAAUUUCGACUUGUACGAGUAUCGUCAAGUGCUCAGCGAUCAAGCGGUGUAUUUUUUCCAAUGCACGAUACGCACGAUGCAGAAUAAAAUCAAAGAUUUAGCUUUAGUCGCGAUACUAGAAUUCGAAGCCAUUCCCGGCUUGUCCAGCGGUAAACAUCUGACUAGGUCUUUAUCGGUGACAACCGCAGAAACGCCUGUCAACCAAACACCCGAUACACUGCAGAAACAGCUCACCGAGUAUUAUAAUAUAUUAAGUAUAUUAGGAGUUGAUUAUCAAGUCAUCGUACAAGUUUUUCAACAGUUAUUCUAUUUCAUUUGUGCCACCAUUAUGAACAAUAUGUUACUUCGUAAAGAAUUGUGCCAUUGGACAAAAGGUAUGCAAAUUAGGUAUAAUUUGUCGCAUCUGGAACAAUGGGCUAGAGAUUUGAAUUUAGGAACUAGCGAAACGGCCAAUAUUUUGGAAAUGUUGCAACCUAUAAUUCAAGCAGCUCAACUUCUACAAGCUCGUAAAACCGAUAAUGACGUAAACAGUAUUUGUGAUAUGUGUAACAAAAUGACAACUAAUCAGAUAAUCAAAAUAUUAAAUUUGUACACUCCUGGUGAUGAUUAUGAAGAAAAGGUUUCCAUGUCUUUCAUUAAAAAAGUUCAAGAAACGUUACUAAAGCGGAAAGAUACUGAACAGCCCACUCUACUUAUGGAUACAAAGUUCCAGUUCUCGGUUAGAUUUCCAUUCAAUCCAUCAAACAUUAGAUUGGAAGACAUCGAGAUACCAGAUACAAUAAAUCUACCCAUGCUUCGAAAGAUUUAAAUGUAAUAUAUUGGAUAAAAUUCUGCAUUUGAACGAAUCAUAGUGGCAUUUAUAAAAACAAGUCUUUUAUUUUAUUAGAAUAAUAAUAUUGAAAUGCAUUUUAGAUUAAAUUAUACCUAAUUUAUUAUUGAAAAACCAAAGGUGUGUGAAACACAGUCGUCGAAUAUCUCUAACAUUAACGAUACGAAACAACGUAAUUUUCGAAAUAUUACCCUUUUUUUUGUUUUAGUUCAACUUUUGAAAAAAAAAAAUCAUGACUUCGACAUGAUAAUACUCGCUAGAUUUAAUUAUUUAAUUUUUAAUAUCGUGUGUAUGUAUGCGAUAGAUUCGUCCAGUACAGG